AUGAAUGCCUGGAAUCACACAAGUAAGCCUGAUUUCAUCCUCAUGGGGCUGACAGACUCCAGGGAGAUCCAGCUGGUCCUCUCUGUGCUAUUUCUCCUGAUAUACCUGGUCACUGUGCUGGGGAACAUUAGCAUGAUACUGAUCAUCCGUCUAGAUGUCCAGCUUCACACUCCAAUGUAUUUCUUCCUUACCCACCUGUCAUUCCUUGACCUCAGCUACUCCACCACCAUCACACCUAAAACCUUACAGAGCCUGUUGACUUCCACUAAGGACAUUUUCUUCUUGGGCUGCUUCACACAGAUGUACUUUUUUGUCCUUUUGGCAGCUACUGAGUGUUUCCUUUUGUCUUCAAUGGCCUACGAUCGGUAUGUAGCUAUUUGUAAUCCUCUGCACUAUUCAGUUGUUAUGUCCAACAGAUUUUGCUGUGCCCUCCUUACAGGGUCAUAUGUGUUUGGAGCGGUGGAUUCCACUGUCAAUAUGCUCUGCAUGAGUACACUAGAUUUCUGCAACUCCAAUGUCAUCCAUGACCUUUUUUGUGACACAUCCCCAGUUAUAGCUCUGUCAUGCAGCAAUACACACGAUAUUGAAUUCAUUAUAUUCAUUUCUGCUGGUUCUACACUAUUGUUAUCCCUUAUCACAACAUUUUCAUCUUAUGUUUCCAUUCUCUCUACUGUUGUGAAGAUCAAUUCUACUUCAGGAAAGCAAAAGGCCUUCUCAACUUGUGCCUCUCAUAUCCUGGCAGUCACCAUAUUUUAUGGUACCAUUAUCUUUACUCAUUUAAAAUCAAAUAAGUCCGUCUCCUUGGGAAAGGAUCAAGUGGCUUCGGUGUUUUAUACCAUUGUGCUCCCCAUGCUGAACCCACUCAUUUACAGUCUCAGAAACAAAGAAGUGAAAUGUGCUGUAGGUAGAGUUAUACAGAAAAGAGAAAGAAAUCUGGACAAAUAA
Messenger RNA from Psammomys obesus (fat sand rat), 945 nucleotides. RefSeq names its product olfactory receptor 8H1-like. The coding region runs from base 1 to 945 and encodes 314 amino acids. The transcript has a single exon. Gene Ontology annotation, biological process: sensory perception of smell; G protein-coupled receptor signaling pathway. Lineage: Eukaryota; Metazoa; Chordata; Mammalia; Rodentia; Muridae. The record is from RefSeq and is a predicted model, not a curated record. Gene Ontology annotation, molecular function: G protein-coupled receptor activity; odorant binding; olfactory receptor activity. Gene Ontology annotation, cellular component: membrane.